GAUUGGAAUGGGACUAACGGGCUUUGGAGUGUUUUUCCUUUUCUUUGGAAUGAUACUCUUCUUCGACAAAGCUCUUUUGGCUAUUGGAAAUGUUUUAUUUGUGGCUGGCUUGUCUUUUGUUAUCGGUUUAGAAAGAACAUUUAGAUUCUUCUUUCAAAAACACAAAAUGAAAGCAACGGGCUUUUUCCUGGGUGGUGUGCUCAUAGUUCUCAUUGGUUGGCCUUUAAUAGGAAUGAUCCUUGAAAUUUAUGGGUUCUUCCUAUUAUUCAGAGGGUUCUUUCCUGUGGUGGUUGGCUUUAUUAGAAGAGUUCCAGUUCUUGGAUAUCUCUUGAAUUUACCUGGUAUAAGCUCGCUCGUAGAUAAAGUUGGAGAAAGCAACAACAUGGUAUAAUGACAAAAGGGGAGAAGACUGAUUCUGAACUUACUGUAUUAUUUAUAAAAUCCUUUUGAAGAAUACUCAGCACAAAGAUUAAGUUGUGUACAAAGGAAAAGCUUGUUACAUUCUUUACAUAACAGUUUAAUUUAAAAUGUAUAAUCAACAAUAUACAUUAGAAAAGAAGCUCAGCAAGCAUGCUUCUAGGAAAGUAACUCCAGAGUUCAGGAAGAAAACUGAAGAGGUGAAAGUCAUGGAACAACCCAUGUUACAACUGUUCAAGACUAUUUUUGUUGGUUUUGGAAAACACGCUAGAGGCAGUGAACCCUUGUGGAAUUAAAGGUGCCUGUACUUCACCUCUUUAUUUUGAAGGUGCAGUAGAGCAAACAGGCCUAUGUUUUUAAGCGUGACCCAAACUUGUCCAACCCUCUGCUUUCUAUCCUCAGAGUGCAAAAAAAACAAACAGAAAACUUCUUGUGUAACAAGAGAUGCAUCUUUGCAUGAAGAUUAAGAUGACUAUUCAUCUUUACAUGUAUAAUGACAGCAAAAAAUAAAGGAAACCCUAUAUGAUUCUGUUGUAAACAUUUUUGUAAAUAUGUGGCUGAAAUAAAACAUUGUUAUCUUAAUGUUUCAAAGCCAAAUGUAAGUUGAUUGUAUUUGCCUUUCGUUUCGGAAUAUGCAAAAGGUCAAUCUUUAAUAACUUCAGUCUUAAAUGUUGGUUCUGAACACGUAGACCUCAACAGGGGACUCUGCAAACUGACUUGCACUCCCUCCAGUUUGUUCUCCUUGAGUCAUGUUACACCUACAUCCAGAUGAGAAUGUAGCCUCUUGUCACUAACAUAAAAACCCUGUGAAAUUUGCUAAGUUAAAAAAAAAAAAAAGGCAUUUGGUUAAGGUGCUGAUGUGAAUGUUGUGAAAUGUAUCUUAUCAAAAUUUGAACCUUUGUUUUUAAAUAGUUUGAAGCUAAGGUUUCUUUGUUUAUUCUGGAACUACAAAUUGACUUUUAUUUUUUACAGUAGUAAAACAAAAACUU
Molecule: messenger RNA, 1406 nt
Organism: Apaloderma vittatum (bar-tailed trogon)
Lineage: Eukaryota; Metazoa; Chordata; Aves; Trogoniformes; Trogonidae
Gene: GOLT1B
Product: golgi transport 1B
Exons: 4
Coding region: 8-391 (127 amino acids)
Biological process (GO): retrograde transport, endosome to Golgi; endoplasmic reticulum to Golgi vesicle-mediated transport
Cellular component (GO): endoplasmic reticulum; membrane
Source: RefSeq, a predicted model, not a curated record